GUCGAGAAGGGGGGAAGUAGAGCAUGUUUUAUCCCAGCGUUCUUGUCACUUCCUUUUUCACGAGCGAUUCAGAAAAUGCCAUAUUCUCGCUUUGUUGAGAUUGGCCGAGUGGCCUAUAUAGCACAUGGAGCUGAUAAAGGAAAAUUAAUAGCCAUUGUUGAUGUCAUUGAUCAAAACAGGGCUCUAGUUGAUGGCCCCUGCUCCGGUGUUGGUCGCAAAGAUAUGAACUUUAAAGCUCUGCACCUAACACCCUACACAAUUAAAAUUAACCAUUCAGCUAGAACAGGUACUGUAAAGAAGGCUUGGGAAGCUGCUGAGGUUAACAAAAAAUGGGAACAGUCAACUUGGGCUAAGAAACUGGCUACAGCAAAGAGGAGAACUGAACUGACAGAUUUUGAAAGGUUUAAGUUGAUGAAAGCUAAACAAGCUCGCAAUCGUCUUAUUAACAUUGAGUUUGGAAAGUUGAGGAAACAAGCACGCAAGGCACCAGCCAAGCCCAAGAAAUUGAAAAAGAAGGCACCAGCUAAAGCAGCAGCUAAAGGAAAGAAAUAAAUACACUUGUGUUACAAUAAAUUAAGUACAAUAUAACAA
Biomphalaria glabrata is the source of this 591-nucleotide messenger RNA. RefSeq names its product 60S ribosomal protein L14-like. Gene Ontology annotation, molecular function: structural constituent of ribosome; RNA binding. The transcript is spliced from 5 exons. NCBI's taxonomy places the organism in Eukaryota, Metazoa, Mollusca, Gastropoda, Planorbidae. Gene Ontology annotation, cellular component: ribosome; cytosolic large ribosomal subunit. The record is from RefSeq and is a predicted model, not a curated record. Gene Ontology annotation, biological process: ribosomal large subunit biogenesis; translation. The coding region runs from base 76 to 552 and encodes 158 amino acids.